Molecule: messenger RNA, 3549 nt
Organism: Ixodes scapularis (black-legged tick)
Lineage: Eukaryota; Metazoa; Arthropoda; Arachnida; Ixodida; Ixodidae
Exons: 2
Coding region: 1-3549 (1182 amino acids)
Biological process (GO): DNA integration; proteolysis
Molecular function (GO): nucleic acid binding; aspartic-type endopeptidase activity; zinc ion binding
Source: RefSeq, a predicted model, not a curated record
AUGUUGGGUACGCGAGCAAACACCAAGAAAGGCCAGUCGUCUGAAAGCAGUAGUGAAUUGGGGGCAGAAGGGGUGUCCGAUAUGGACAGUAACGCUUUGCAGCUCCGAAAGGAACUAAUGGAGAUGGAGAUAGAAAAGCUGAAACUAGAGCUGGAAGUGGCUAGACUUGCCAGGGCGCAGGACACCACGUCAGGAGCCAGCGCUGCUCGAACGAAGGGGGACGAGGUACUUAGGUACUCGCGGAUUGUAAGGGGCGUAUUGUCCAACAUGCCAGAGUCCGAACCGUUGGUGCCUUCGUGGUUCUCCGGGGUGGAGAGUAUGUUCAAUAGCCUUCACGUGCCGGAAAGCAUCAGGGGCGCAAUGAUCCUCCCCUUCCUCACGGAGAGAAUGAGAUCGGUCGCAAACCGAAUCGCUGCUGACGCGAUGCCGUCGUACGACGACCUAAAAGGAGCGAUGCUUGAGGAGCUUCAGCUUGCUCCAGCGGAGUAUCGGGAGCUGUUUUACAAAACUAGAAAGGACGAAAAGGAGUCCUGGGGACAGUUUGCAUCUCGUCUGGGCGAUUUUCUUGGUUAUUAUUUGAAAAGUAGCGAGGUGACAUCUAUGGAGAUGCUGAGGCAGCUGCUGAUAGCUGAUCAGCUGAAGCGCACGAUGCACCGAGACACGAGAGCAUAUGUCGACCUGAGCGAAAAAGGAAAAUGGUUACCGCCCGCAGAAGUGGCCAAACUUGCGGUAAACUAUGAACGAACGCAGAAGGAAUCGAGGGCUAAACAGGGGCCACCUUUCCCGAGUUGCGAGAGGAAUAAACCAAGUCUGAAAGAUAAAGGCGUGGCUUCGGGUACAGAGAAAAGAAGCUGCUUCGGAUGUGGGAAGUUGGGGCACAUUUGGGCCAACUGCCCGAAGCCUAAGGAUAAGGCUCCUAAAGGCGGUACCGUUGCUGGUGUAGGGCGCGAUCGCAGCGAGCAGCUACGGAGUGUGGUGGCAAACGAGAGGGACAUCGCGACGAACACUUCUAUUGGGUCACGAGUCCAAUCGAUCCCGUUGGUAUCCGAGCAUAACAAAUUCCAGGGGAGGUUGGAUUCGGGGGCGGAUAUCACGGUGAUCAGGCGGAGUGUAAUCCAAAGUGGGAGCCUUGAAACUUCGGGACCCAUUGUUCUCCGCGGAGCCUUCGGUCAGUCAAUAACAGCUGACUUGAUGUACGUGCCGCUGCGGGCCGACUGUGACGAGUACGACACCGGACCACAGGUUAUAACCCUGUGCGCGGUAACAGAGGAGCUGGCUGACGGAAUUGACGCGCUCAUAACACCCGACGUGUACGAUGAACUCCUCAGGGCGAAGGCCGAGUUUGAAGCUGAAGCCGAUGAUCUGGGCCCCGACCUGCCAGAGGGGCUCGGGGGUGAGCCGGUAGACUUCGAGGAGAACGAAAUUCAGGCCGAGGUGCAGUUCGUGACGAAUCCGCCUGAUGCAGGAGAGGGUACAAGCGUAACAGAAUUCCGCAGAGAGCAGCUCAACGACGAAUCACUCAGGGAUGCCUGGAAGGAGGCUGAGAACGGGACACACGGCAUGGUUGUGCGCGAGGGGCUCCUGUAUCACAAAGAUGACGUUGAUGGCCGACCUUGUGAGCAGGUGGUGUUGCCGGCGUCCAGGCGCGAAAAGGUGCUCGAGCUGGCGCAUGACUCCCCGUGGGGUGGGCACUUUUCGCAGAAGAAGACCAAGAAGAGAAUAAAGGGCGCGUUCUUUUGGCCAACGAUGGCUCAAGAUGUCAGGAAACACUGCCAGUCGUGCCAUGCGUGCCAGGUACAGUCGAGGGCAAACGUACUGGAUAGAGUGCCGAUCACACCGCUCUCGCGGCCUGAGCUACCAUUUCAAACAAUCUUCAUAGAUUGCAUCGGGCCGCUUGACCCUCCUUCGGCAAGGGGUCACCGGUACGCGCUUUGCAUAGUCGACCUGUGUACGAGGUGGGCCGAGGUAGUCUGCCUGAGAUCAUUGACGGCGCAAGCAACAUGUGACGCAUUGGUGGGUGUGUUCGCCAGAUUCGGAACGCCACAGCUAAUCUGCUCGGAUCAGGGCACAAACUUUGUGGCAAAACUGACGCGACUGCUAACAGAGCGGCUGGGGGUGGAGAUGCGGUUCUCGACUCCAGAUCACCCCCAGAGCAACGGUCUAGUUGAGAGGUGGAAUGGGACUUUCAAAGCCAUGCUGCGUCAUGUAAUUCAGGAUCACAGAGGGCAAUGGGACAAGUACGUUCCAUGUCUAUUGUGGGCGUAUCAUGAGGUACCCAAUGAAACGACAGGCGUGUCACCGUUCGAAAUGAUGUUCGGCAGAAGUCCAAGCGGUCCACUCACCCUACUGAGUAAGCACUGGACCGGAGAAUGGGCAGCUCCCGUGGGACUUAACUCGUCCACUGAGUCGUACCUCCUGCAGCUUAGAAAAAGGAUGAAAGAAUCCGCUGAUCUGGCGCAGGAUAAUACCGUGGUAAACCAGCAGGCUUACGCGGCACGGUACAACUUGAGAGCCAGGGAAAAGUCCUUUGCAGUAGGAGACCUAGCGCUGAUCCUAGAGAAGGACUCUAGCGGUAAGUUAAAAGGAAAGUGGAUCGGUCCGGUAAAGAUCGAACAGCGGGUCAGAGAGCACAGUUAUGUUGUGAAGCUGCCGGAUGGACGGGAGCGGCUUGUACACGCGAACAAACUAAGGCGGUACUACGUUAGGAUGAAUGCAGUGGGCGUUGUCUCUGACGCUGACGAUGCGUUCGGCGCACUGGAGUACGUCCCUGCGCGAGAGUCCGGCGGGGCCAAUAAUGAGCCUCAAAUUAAUCGCGCGGCACGCCUGACUGAGAAGCAACACAAAGACCUAACCAGCUUGCGGGCUGAAUUUGGUGGCGUGUUUUCUGAUAAGCCAGGACAGUGUAAGGUGGGUUCGCACAAGAUCGGGAUCGUUGCGGGGACAGAGCCCAGGCGGACGUAUCCGUACAAGAUUCCGAUGAAGCUCAGAGCAGAGGUGGAUCGACAAAUAGACCAGCUGCUGGACUGGGGUCUCAUCUAUCCAGUCGAGAGUAUGUUCAGUCACCCGGUGGUGUGCGUCAUGAAGAAAGACGAUGCGGAAGCAGCCUUUAACGCCGCCAAGGGGAAGUUGGCCGAGGCACCCCAACUGGCCGCGCCAGACCUGAUGAGAGAGUUUGUCUUGACGAAGGACGCGUCCGAGUUUGCGAUUGGCGCCUGUCUCUCGCAGGAGAAUGGGGAGGGGAGGGAACAACCCAUAGCUUUCCUGAGCAAAAAACUAACCCCGACGGAGACUCGCAGGGCAACAAUCGAACGAGAGGCGUUCGCGAUCGUGUGGGCGCUAUCGAAACUCGAAACCUGGCUUUUCGGGGCUAAAAUUAAGGUGGUCACGGAUCACAAUCCACUGAAGUACCUCACCCUCACAUCCCCGAGUAGCGCGCGUCUGACGCGAUGGUCCCUUGCGCUCCAGCGCUACGAGAUAACUAUAUCGCACAUUAAGGGGUCAAUGAACCAGUGUGCGGACGCGUUGUCUAGGCUUAGAGUUGCGACCUAG